Messenger RNA from Psilocybe cubensis, 1590 nucleotides. RefSeq lists its product as uncharacterized. The record is from RefSeq and is a predicted model, not a curated record. Gene Ontology annotation, molecular function: zinc ion binding. The coding region runs from base 1 to 1590 and encodes 529 amino acids. Lineage: Eukaryota; Fungi; Basidiomycota; Agaricomycetes; Agaricales; Agrocybaceae. The transcript is spliced from 9 exons.
AUGAACAACAACUAUGAAUCUACCCCUAUCUGCCCGGGACACAAUCUCCCCGCUAGGCUAUGGUGGACCAAGAAGCAACCACCUCGCCAAUUUUAUCGAUGCUCUAAACCAAUAGGCGAACAAUGUAACUUUUUUGAAUGGGUCUCUCCUGAAGAGAAUACACUCUCGCAGCCAAACAUGUUACCUCCUACUCCCAAUUCUUCUAUGCCCUUUAGUCAAACCCUCCCUGAAUCUCCUUCCACUCCAACCCCUGCCUCAAGGAAUGUCUCCGCCAUGAACCAGGACAGUCCUCGGGACAAUAUUUUCCAUUCGGAUGUUGAUUUAGGUUCAAGUAUAAGUAGGAUCCCAACGACACCUGCAAAGCCAGCUUCUUCAAUUCAUUCAAUAUAUGGGAGUUUAAAACCUAUGGGCUUAGCGGGGAGUCAAGUUAGCCAAUUUAAUGAUACGGAUGCAUCUGUUCCAAACCAUGGAAAUAAUUCACGAAGCGAUGACGUCCCAGAUCUAUCUUUUGAAGUGGUUUCUGACAUGAUUCGACAGCUCAGAGCACUCCCCACCUACCUCAAGAAGCUGGAAAAGCAGAAGUCGGAUGCAGAUAGCAGCGGUAGAGCAUAUAAUACAGCAAUUAUAAGUCUCCAGGAGCAAGUGGACAAGCUUGAGGCUGAAGUAACAAGGCGCCUAUUGAAGCAAAGUCUCGUUCCUUGGCCACUGAUGAAGAAAUGCCCUAUUCACGAUCUUGCAUUACAAACUCGGCAUAUGGCGAAGCCACCUUUUCGACGAUUCCAUCAGUGUCCUGAAUCCGAGAACAAUUCUUGUAAUUACACGGAUUGGAUAGACCCUGAACCUACGGGUUCGCAACCUCAAGCUGCUUCGUCAUCACAAAGUACUCCAUUUGAGCCUUUAUCACAAGAGGCAAAUGCGCCCUCAACGCCUAUCGGAUCUCAGACCAAGUCAUGGGAUCAAUGGUAUCAAAACGUUGACGCACCAUCGACCCCAACGCCAAAGAGAACCUUUUCUACCAUAUCAAGCCGCGAGGAGAAGCUUGCAAGCAGCCAAAAGCGUUUAAAGAUCAUUCAAGAAACUCUAGCUAGUCCAUCUCCAAAUGAGUCUGUAAUGACAACCACUAGCUCACAAAACAGCAAAUUCGGACCUCCCAUUGCGGUUGCCAAUAUAAAAUACGACAAUCCUGCCCCAGGCGGGGCCGCCUGUGGUCUGUCGUCUGACCCAGUAGCCUCUGAUAGCAACGAAGACCCCUUCCAAGAUACUUCUACAGUUCCGGGAAGAGAUGCGGUAGCACGAAGUAGCAAUGGUCUUUCAACCACCCAGAUGACGCCAGAGAUCGGUCAAGAGGAAUCCUCGGAUGUAGCCAUGAAUGCAGUUUCUGGUAUGAUACGACGCCUGGAAACCCUUCCAGAGCAUAUCAGAAAUUUUGAGGCAAGGAAAACAGCCGCAGAAAAAAGCCGGGAUGCGAAAAAUACGAAGUUGGUCCACCUUCAGCAGCGGAUUAAAUAUCUUGAAGAUGAAGUUAGAAGGCUGACAGAACGCGAGAAGCAACUGGAAGAAGUCAUCGAAGCCUACGAGCAACAAUCAUGA